UACAAUGUGUAGACUGGAACCAACUCGGGCACUUUCAUUCCCUUCUUGGAGAGGCAGAGAGAGGAAGUCAGGCUGCCUUUGAGGUAAGGGAAGACCAUGAUGGCAGUCAUACCUGCUUCCUGACAACACAAAGAGUCACAGAGAAAGAUCAUGGGGAGAUCUUCAUUUUAAAGAAAGUGAAUAUUUUGGACUACUUUUUGUCAAGCUGUCUAGUUGGCAAAACAGAUGGGAAUUGGUGCUAUUGAUCCUUUCAUCUGGAAAAAUGCACUGAAUGGGAGAUUCUGCCUAAUAUGGCCAAUUGUGACCUUUACCUCUACUGGAAUGGACCUGAGUUCAUGACUUUGUUACCAUGGUGAUGAUCUUAACUACUACAACUCUGGAAAACAAAGGUGCUGAUUCUCUAUCAUGCAGGACUGAACUGCACACUCCAAAGAAGAUGAGUCAAGGAUCCACACUCUUCUCAUGUGGAAUGAUGGAAAAUCACAGAUGGAGAGACCUCAACAGGAAAUAUACCCUUCAGGUCGAACAGCCAAGUGCCAAUAUUUGGGACUGCUUGCCUGACAAAAGUGAUGAAAGCUCCUUAUGGCAGAGAGAGCCAGCUAACGCAUGCUCAGUAACCAACUUGAUCAAGGAUCUCAGCCUUAGUGACCGCAAUGGCAACCCUUCAGCACCUCCCAGCAAACGUCAGUGCCGAUCACUCUCUUUUUCCGAUGAGAUGUCUAGUUGCCGGGCUUCAUGGAGGCCCAUAGGAUCAAAGGUCUGGACUCCUGUAGAAAAGAGACGCUGCUACAGCGGGGGUAGUGUGCAGCGUUACUCCAAUGGAUUCACAACCAUGCAGAGAAGUUCAAGCUUUAGCCUUCCUUCCAGGUCAAGUACUCUCUCCUCAUCAUAUGACCAGAUGGGAUUUAGCAAUAGAUUUGGGUGUCAGCCAUGCCAAGGAAUGCGAAAGUCAGCCACUUAUGGACAAACAAGUGAUAUUUGGGGUAAUGAUCCUAGCUCUUCUGAGAGUGGCAGGAUUGACAUCCAGCGAUCUCUCUCUUGUUCCCAUGAUCAAAUUUCCUUUUCGGAAUAUUGUCUGCCCUCAGCAAAUAGCACACCUGCCUCGACACCAGAGUUGACAAGGCGCUCCAAUGGGCUUUCUCGAAGUCGGUCUCAACCAUGUGUCCUAAAUGACAAGAAAGUUGGAAUUAAGCGAAGACGACCUGAAGAGGUAAAGGAACAAAGACCUUCAUUGGACCUUGUCAAAAUGACACAGAAUUGUCAAACCUUUAACAGUCUUAGCACCACAGUCGAUGACUGCCCUCAGCAGAACCAGUUCUCCCUUGGCACCAGCAGCAAUAACUCAUGGGCCACCAACGUGGACGUCAUGCCUGGCAGGACACCAGCCUGCACCCCUGUUCCAGAGCCUCAUUCAAAUUCAGAAGAACAUCAUCCUAACCAGGAAGAAGAUUUCUCCUACGAAGAUUCAGAUUUCUGUGCUGCAGAAGAUGAGAAUAGUAGGAGAGAAGUUGAACACUCCUCAUGGAGGAACAGCGGGACUGGUGGGGAUAACAUCUUUCAGUUGGGUGGUGAAUUAGAUAUUGAGCAAAUAGAAAACAAUUGAGAGCACUAAGGGGAAAGGAUUUGCCUGCACCAAGGCUUUUAGCAGUGGCAAACUCACACAGGUUAAUGCAAACCAGAGGAGAAAAAUCCACAUUUCCCUUCUCUUUGGCAGGUGAACCAGAACAAAAAGCAUUGCCAAAAUUUGGUUAGCUUUUUGGGGGGAACUUAUUAGAACUACUGUAGCUUUUCAUAGGAAAAACUUCCAAUGUUAACAUCAACAUAUUUAAAAGAAAAAGAAAGCUCUGUGGAUAUAUCAAAACUUGAAAGGAAAGGCCAAAAACUCCGGGUCAUUUUUUUUCAAAGUAGGUUAAUUCGCUGUCUAGAGAGUCAGUAGGUCCAUCUUCUGAUGGGAAUGGCAUUUGGUAAGAUAAAUAAGCUUUUUCUUUUCUUUUCUUUUUUUGCUGUUGGCUGAUAUAAAUUGCACCUCGGCUGUCCUUAUCAAAGGAGCAAAAAGUGGAGAUUAGUAUUAGUAUUUGAAUUCAUUUUCUGUUGUUGUUUUUAGAUCACCUAUCCAUAGAUCUUAUAAAAUCUCACAAAUCAAAUUUCUCAUAAUAUAUGUAGAAUCCUAAUUCCCAGAAUCACAGUAGUUUGUUAUCGUCUAUUAAACACACGCACACACAGAGAGACAGGCAUAAACAUACCAAUAACAUUAUGAAAGGAAAGCACAAUGGAUUUUUAUCCAUAUUAGUAAAAGAGAUCUGUGCUUAUUAAAAGGCCUCCUUAUCCAAAUCAAACAUACAGGUAUCAUUUUCAAUGUGCUCUUACUCAUCUUCACCUGGACCAGAUUUAAUGGGUUGGAUGCACAUUUUGAUACAUGACCUCUAGUUCAUGGUUGCUAUCAAUUUAUCCGUAAGAAGAGGCCAGAGGCUUUGUCUGUAGAAGUGAAAUAUUGAGAAUAUUUUUGCACUCAUGAUAUUUUAGUUAAAUUUCAAGGAAUAAUGAAAUUAAAUUAGUGAUACUAUAACCUGUGAACAAAAAUGAUUCUUGAGAUUUAGUAGUUGGCAUCUGAAAAGGGAUCAUGGCUCUUAUCUGGCAUGAAGUCUCUUAAACUUGGGGUUUGUACCAUUUGUCAUCCUUGGUAUAUAGCCUAUCACAUUCAUCAGUAGAAAGCAAUUAAAGAUAAAUCUUGUUUUUCAGGCAUUACUCAGUAUUUAGGUAUUUUCAUCACAUGAAAAGAUGAAAAUAAUAUAGCGUAUACAGUAAUGUGUUACUUCUAGCUUCAGUGAACAACAGUAGUCCAAUAGUGAGCACACAUGGCACUGUUGAGUGACCUGUGUCUGAUUACAUGGGACACUUUCUGCCACUGCUACCAAGGGAGAUAAGGAUGAAUAUAACUAAGAGAAAAAGGAAACACACCCAACAGAAACCCACUUCCCUGUUUCCUUAAUUUGCUGUAGAAGAAAGUAAACCUAGUGCAAAAUACAGGCAACCAAAUCUUGGAAAGGAUAUUAUUAUUGUCAAAAAAAAGAUCUGAGUGCAUUAUUCAGCAUUUCCAUUGAGUUAUGCGACAUAAGGCACUGCUGUAUAUGAGCACUGGGAAGCCUAGCUGUAGUUUCUAAAAGAUACUUCCUCUAGUUUCCUUAUAUUCCCCUUUCUUUUUAAUAAUCCCAAAAAGACUUGACCAAUGUUUCUCAACCUCAGUAACUUUAAGAAGUGUGGACUUUACCUCCCAGACCAGGAGUCUCCAAACUUAGCAACUUUAAGUUGUAUGUACUUCAUCUCCCAGAAUUCCUCAGCCAGCCAUGCUGGCUGGACAAUUCUGGGAGUUGAAGUCCAGAAGUCUUAAAGUUGCCACGUUUAGAGACCUCUGUCCCAGACUUUCCCAUCCAGUAUCCUGGGAUUGCAGUCCAUACUGCUGAGGUUGAGAAAUCCUUGUCUGAAGGACUAGCUCUGUGUUAUUUUGGGCUUGGUUUGCCUUGCUUUUAUUAUGGUUUAGUGUAUCACUGCAGAAGCAGUUUAUACGGCCUGGCUUACGAUAGUUACAUUAAGUCUUUUGAGAAAGAUGUCACCACUCAUUUCCUGUUGUGGUAUGUACAGAUUUUCUCACUCUUUCAUUUUAUGCCCACACUGAUUUUGCUGUUCUCAUUCUCAGCUUUCAGGUCUGCAACAUAUUAAAUUGUAUUACAUAUAGUAUCCCCAAAUUCAUUAAUCGUUUUAGCGUACUUCUUCAAAAUAUGGGGCAAAUAAUCAAGCAGAACCAGGGUUCUGUCUUCUAAACACUGGAAAUUCUGCUCAGCCACAGCUUCAAAUUCUGUUUUUUUCAAAGUAUAUCAAGUUUAUUUCUAGAAACAAAUGAAUGUGCACAGGUAUGUGUGUGUAUAUGUGUGUGUCUUUUGCAGAAUAAGUCAUGAUAUUCAGGAGGCUAACACUUUGUGCUCAGCAUAAAACCCAGGAUCACAUAGCCAUGAUAAGUGAAUGUUCACACAAAUGUGACAGAAGUGCACUCGUCUAAACUUGGUGCAGUUGACUUGAUUGUCAAGAUAUCUAAAGUAACAGGAGAUUUUGUUCAAUUGUAAUACCAAGCCACGCUUUAGUAAUGGGCAAACAGUCCUUCAUUGUCAAAGCAUGCAAAUCUAAACUGCCAAAAAUAGCAUUUGCAUUCCUCCUCUAAAAUAAGAUUAUAAUCCAUUAUCAGCCUGUCACUUACAAUUGUCAUUUGGUUGGCAAACACAAAUCAUAGUUUGCAGAUUAUGAAAUAAUGGUGCAUGAUUUAUUAUGUAGAAGAAUGGAAUUCAAUUUUCCUAGUGAAUUGAGUGGUUCUUGCAUUUUAUGUUUCAUUCUAAGGAAACUUGAUCACAUAGUUAUGUAAACAGGGAUAGAUGGAUCACAAUAGGUAAUGAGAAGAGUUUUAAACCGCAUCUAUUCAGUGCUCUGCUUGACUUUCCAUUAUAUUGCUGGAACAUGUGUUUAACCACCAUGAUGUUCAAUACAUAUUUUAAAAUAGCCUUCUCACUUGAGUGUCCUCUAAUACAUUGUGAUUAUAAUUCCCUGAAUUCACAGCAGGCUUAGUUUAAGUUAUGUGGAUGGCAGAGGUUUGGGGUUUUGGUAUAACACAACUAAUACAAAAUGCUGUUUGAGAUUCUAAUACUUACUUGACACUCCAAUAUUUUCCCUUUCACCCCUUAACUCCUUAUGUUGGGCAACCAACAAUGAUAAUUUAGCACAUAAUAACAAAGCCAAGUUAUUCAUUGAUGAAUGAAAUCUAUUCCUUUCUUUAUGAAAAGAAAAACAACAAGAAAUUAUUUCUUAAAAAUGAUAUCCUAUUUUUAACUUUUCCCAUAAUGACAUUAAUGCGUAUGGCAUCUAAAAUCACGGAAAAUCUCAUCUAAGCUAAAGCUUCACAAUUGCUCAUUUGAACUUUCACAGUAAACUUUAUUUCCUCACAUGUUCAUUUUUAUUAUUUUCUGUAGGAAGCUUAUGUGACACAUAGGGCAUAUGUGUAUGUGUGUAUGCGCAUACAGAUACACAAGUGAAAAUAAAAAUAGUAUUAGGCUGAAAUUCUAUUUACGUUUUUAUACCAUGGAAUAACUUGGUGGUCUGUUUUCAUGCUUGCGAAAUCUGCUAAUUGCAACCCAAGUUAACAUACAUUACUUGCUUUCAGAAACAUAGAAAUGUUAUAAGAGGCAGGUUUUCAUUGAUUUGACUUGGAAUUAGGUUUUGUUUUGUUUUUACAAUUUGAGCUGAAUUAAUUAAUUUUACAUCUCACUGUGGGUUAUCAGGAAUAUGACAGAUCUGGAAGUUUUCUUCCUCUCUUACUGCUUUUGACCCUAUAAAUUUUACCAGGUAAUGGUAGUGGCUGUAAUUAUGUAGCAAUGUUGUUAUGAACACUGAAUGUUAGGAGCUCUGAGAAAAUCUCUUUAUCUUGACAAUAGUAUCAAUUCCACUGCUCCAGGUACAUUGCACUAAUGUAAAUGUGUCUGGAUUAAUCAUGGGCGCUGAGCUCCUAAAAACUGUACUUAUACCAACAUUCUGUAAUUCCUCUAGGUUUGGAUUUUUUCACAAAAACCAUAUUCCAGUCUUUCCACCAGUUUUUGGUGUAAAGAUAAAACAGUGGUUGUUCUAGCUGACUGUAAGCCAAAGCCCAGCUUUUAAUUGUUAUUGAUCUUCUGAAAGUUAAGAAUACAAUUUUUUCCCCAAGGCAAAAUUUUCAAUUUUCAGACCAGCUCCAUAGGUAGUGUGACUGCUAAAAUUAAUCCUUCCUGAUCAAAAAAAAAAAAGCUUAUAAGGCACACUGGAGGUAGAUGCUUGCUCUGAAAAUGAUAUUUUCUUUUUCCUUUCCCUGAAUUUUGCUCCGCUACAAAAAUAUUAAGAUAGUUGGUGUUCUGCUUUAGAGACAGGAACUUCUGUAGCCUGAAUACAAAGCUAUUGCUGCUGUCCUUCACAACACCACUCCAAGGAAUCACAUUUUCUUCUUUAGCAUUUCUUCUUAUGUGGAAGACCUGGAGGAAGAAUAGGUGAAAUGAAUGGCAGAGAGGUUGGAUAAUACAGUAUUUUGUGAUAAAUAAGAAAUAAUAAAAUAUGUGUGAGGCAUGCAAAUUCAUUUUUGACCAUACAAGUUGUUUACCUCUUUUACUGAGGACAGCACCAGAGUCAUGUGGUGCUAUAAAAUUUGUCUUUGUUCAAGUGAUACCCAAGCUCUUACUAGAGAGGUAACCUUUCUGCAAUAAUUAAAUACAUUUAUGCUGACAAACUAAGCCUGUUGUUUAUCACCUGGAGGUCACUAUGGGCAAAAAUUAAAUGGCAAAUGAAUAAUCUUUAAUAUCUUUAUUGAUAUAAACAGAGUCUGUAGAGUAAUGUGCAAGUAUGCAUACCAUGUUAUUAAAUACAGGUUUUGGUUGUAUAACAUCCGGACAACCAAUCAGGUGGCUAUGGCCAAAAGAGCUUACUCAAUGCAAAUUUUGAAUAAUAGAUUUGUUAUUCAGGCUACAUGUGUACUGUCAGAGAUCUUUUGAGCAGUGUUUGAAAAUUCCUAUAUGGCAUAUUGGAAUAGGCACUCAAAUGGAUUGUUUAGGCUAUUAUUUCAGAUAUGGCAUAUUGAUCCAUAUUUUUUAUCUGCAUAGCUGUUUUUUUCUUUGAAAAAGAAGUACUCUGUGCAAAUAUAACACAUAGCAUUUUUCUGUGGUAUUGUUAAAUUAAUUGCAAAUUUUGGAUCAGACCAUAUCAUGAUUGUAUAUAUAUUUACACCAAAGUAACUGAGUUUGGUGUGACUUACUUCUGAGUAAAUGUGAGUGUAGGGUUGUGGGGUAAGUUACUUAAGACUCAUUAAUUUCAGUAAAUGAUAUCUUCAUUUCAUUUCAUCUGGAUCCAACCCACUGGAUUUAUUUUCUGUUUUAUUGCAUGGUUCUGUCAAAAUUCUCCCCACCAACUUGGAUUGCAUAGAAAUUAUUAUUUUAUUAAACAUGACCUAUCCUCAGAGAAAUGGUUGCCCGUGUGCUGUGCACAAAAAUAGCAUGUUCUUUGCUAUCACAUUUUCACUUGGAAGUAAUGCUUCCUAAUCAUAGCAUUUUUAUGUGGGCUUGCCAACGGAGAGUACAUCUUAUGCCAUUAACCUUAUGCUUUUUGAGAUAGUGUAUCAGCUUUUACUUAACAUACAUCUUGAUUAAUGACAGUUUGCUUUGUCUUUCAUGUGGUAGAGGCAGUCUUUUCUUAUUUAGGGUUUUUAUGCAUAAGGGCUUUCUAAAAAACUAAAAGGGCUGCAACCUAUGAGAAGCUAAGUACACAGAGUAGGAAAGUGCCCCCCAGAGGAUCACUACCCAACUCGCCUAACUGUAGCUUAGUUUAUAUAGUUGCAAACUUUCUUUGCCUUAGCAAUGAUGCUUCACUAUCAAAUGGCCUUACAGUGAACACAUCUGCAUACUUAACAAUAGAGUGUUUACCUAAAAUUAAUCCCAGGAUUGCAUUGGGUUUGGUGUUGUUGUAUGAUUUAUGUAUUGAAACUGAGUUUUUAAAGCCUUACUUUUUUUUCUUUUCUCUUUUAAAUAGAAGCAAAAUGUUAUGGGAUGUAAGGAUGUAUGUAUGGCUGUAUAUAUAGAUGAGACGUAUGUGCAUGUAUGUACAUUCACACAAAAUAUAAGCAUCUGAAAUAUAAGUGUAUGUUUACGGAAAAUACUUUUGAUGGUAACAUACAGGGGUGCUGUUCUGAAAAGAAAAAAAAAAGAUGUUCAGCUGCAUCUAUGCUUGGUCAUAUCCACUGAAAAAAAAUCCAUUGGAUUCCUCCACUGGGGAUCCUGUGCUCCUGCCGGAUUAGUUAGUUUGCUGGAACUAGUUCCUAUAGCAGGUUUUGAUCAGGUAUAUUGAGUUUUUUUGUGAACAUUCACUACCAUUGCAAAUAAUACUUUUAUUUGCUAAGCAGUACAUUCAAAUCAGCAGGGAGACAGACGGACAACAGCUUAGUUGGCACACAGAUCAAUCUGUACUAUUGAAAUGUAAUGACAACAGCAAUAAAUGUCAAUAAUUUUCCCUUUAAAAAAAGUUUUUAAUUGCAACUUUUAUGGAAGGGUUUUGUCCUAUUAGCACUGAUGAAUGUUCUUAUAGGGAAUGUAUUGUAGAUCUACAGUCAUUGCUAUUUAGAACUGAAUAAAUAUUUAGUAUGUAUUUAAUUACAUACUGAAGAAAAAAAUAAGAUGAAAUAGAACGUAUUUCUGGAUUUUACUGUAACUUUUCACAAGUAGCAUAAUUUCUUUGGCCCAGUAAUAAUUGUAUUACAAAUACAUUUUAGAUACUCCUCCUUGAAACAGGACUAGAGAAUAUUUUUAGAAUUAUAGUAGUCUUUUUCAGCAUUAUAUUUUCAGUGUCUAAGAACCAAUGAAUCAGAACACGAUGGCCAAAAAGCCUUUGAGAAUCCUUGAAGUCUAGCAAUGUUUAGUUCCAAGGGUGUGCGUGGGUGUGUGGAUGUACACAGACACAUGUAUGUAUGUCUUUUUGUUCAUGGUAAUUGCACAGAUGCAAACAUAUUGACAUAUAUACAAAGUCAGCUCUGUAGUUGGUGUUUGUUCAAAAUCUAAUGUUGGUGAAGACUGUUCCCUGACAUGGAAAAAUUAAGAAAACUGCUGAUUUGUACUCUCUCAAAUGACUUUAUUGCACUAUAGAGCAGCUGCAGUCUCAGGAAUUUACUUGUUACUCUGUGUAAAUAAAGCUUUCUGAUUCUG
Molecule: messenger RNA, 8750 nt
Organism: Pseudonaja textilis
Lineage: Eukaryota; Metazoa; Chordata; Lepidosauria; Squamata; Elapidae
Gene: FAM53B
Product: family with sequence similarity 53 member B
Biological process (GO): protein import into nucleus; positive regulation of canonical Wnt signaling pathway
Cellular component (GO): nucleus
Source: RefSeq, a predicted model, not a curated record